Messenger RNA from Girardinichthys multiradiatus, 2146 nucleotides. RefSeq names its product macrophage mannose receptor 1-like. Lineage: Eukaryota; Metazoa; Chordata; Actinopteri; Cyprinodontiformes; Goodeidae. The transcript has 4 exons. Bases 41 to 1165 code for a protein of 374 amino acids. The record is from RefSeq and is a predicted model, not a curated record.
GACGAACUGUUGGAGGAAAAUAAUUCAUCAGACAACAAAGAUGCAGUGGAGUCUGAUUCUGCUCUUUCUGAUGGGUCAGUGUUGUUUCAGCGACUGUCAGCUCUAUGAGUAUCUCUACAUUAAAGAGGACAAGAACUGGACUGAAGCUCAGCAGUACUGCAGAGAGAAACACACUGACCUGGCCACAGUGUCUAAGAUGAGAGACAUGAAGAGACUCCUCAACAUCUCAGCAGGAGGUCAGAGGGAUGUUUGGAUUGGUCUGUAUGAUCCAAAAGAUGUCACCAGAACAUGGUACUGGUCUCUGCCUGGAGUGGAGUUCAUUGAAAGUGAGACAAACUGGAACACAGGAGAACCGACUGAUAAAGGAAAUCCAGAAUCUGAGAACUGUGGAUGUCUGAAUAAAGAACUAAAAUGGAUAGAUACUGGUUGCCACUGGAAUGACAGAUAUUUCCUCUGCUACGAUGAAACUAAUAGAACACAGAAAUAUCACUUGAUUAGAGAGAUGAAGACCUGGCAGAAAGCUCAGAGUUACUGCAGAGAGAAUCACACAGACCUGAUCAGUGGACUGAAGCAGCUACAGGAUGAAGAACUGAAGAAUGUGAUGAACUCUGCAGACAAGGAACCAUACUUUGGUCUGUUCAGAGACACCUGGAGGUGGUCAGAUGGAAGCAGUUUCUCUUUCAGACACUGGAAUAAUAAUCUUAACAAUCUGCAACACAACAGUGGUCAAUGUGCUGCAUCUGCAUUUAAUGAUGAAGGCAGAUGGAAAACUGACAGCUGUGAUCAGAAGAAACCCUUCAUCUGUUAUAAUGAUAAUUUAAAUAAAGUGAUCCUUAUCAAAGAAAAUAAAACCUGGGAGGAUGCCUUAUGUUACUGCAGAUAUCACUACCAUGACCUGGUCACCAUCACCAACAAGAAUGAGCAGAGAUGGGUCCAGGAGAAAGCCAAGAACGCCUCGACUGAUCAUGUCUGGAUGGGACUGCACUACGCCUGCACUCUGGAUUUCUGGUUCUGGGUCAGUGAUGAGGUGGUCAGCUAUGAGAACUGGGCCUUAGAACCGAUGGAUGACUGUGACAUGUCUGGAGCCAUGGAGACAAGAGGAGAACAUAAGUGGAGAAAGAAAAAUAAUACUGAGGAGUUUAACUUCAUCUGUUCUAAGGAUUAAGUUCUUCUUCUUCUUCAGUCUGCCUUUUUGCUGCAAGUUACUGUUGAAUAAAUGUUUUGCUUUAGGUCAAAGAAUUACUUUGAAUAUAAAAUAGUUUUUAUUCCCAAACCUCGUUAACUGCACUAAAGCCCCUGAAGUGAAACUGGAUUUAAUUUUUCUGGACAGCUUCUUAUAUUGUAACCCGCCUCGCCAAACCAUCAUAUGUGGCCUGUUGAAUAAUAUUAUUACAUUUAUUAUUAAUAAUCCACCAAUAUAAUGCUCACAUCAAUCAAAGCAUAUGUCCCAUAAUGCACUGCAACUACUACUAGUAACUCAAGGUGGGAGCUGCCCAAGUCCAGCUUGUCAUAACAAACCAAGUUAGCUUCACUGUGUUGCCAAGUCCACAUUUAGCUGAACGAGUUCAUUUCACUGACUUUGAUUCACAAACACAAAUAAUCUAAAACUUUCUCUUUUGAUCUGUUCUUUUUUAAUGUGGUGAGAGCACCUGCACACAUCCAGAUGGAGCUUAUAAAACCACAGUGUACCAACACAGUUAGAGAUAAGUGUGACUCAGCGGGUCCAACCUGUUUCCCCCACUUCAUCUCUGAGGUGACGCUCCAACUCUGCCUCCAUGUUGCUUGGAGGCUUUUGCAUGUUUGCUGUCGGCCUACCUAUGCAUACAACUGUUCUCUGAGAUGAGACGGUAAACAGAAGCUGUCUUGAUGCUCGCCUCUAAAGAAAGUCUAAGAGUUUCCAUAGGUCAGAACCUAACAUCUAAUAUGGAUGAACUUGAUUGUUGUUUCCAUGGUGGUUUUUGAAUGUUAACAAGACAGUUUUAAUCUGAAAAGAUGAGUUUAAAACACAAAUCUUCAUCAGCUGUUAGUUUAUUAUUACAUGUAUUGCUCUUGCUUGGAAUUACUUCAUCACUUUAUAAUUAUUAUUUGGAGUGAAAAUGGUACAGGGUUUUCAAAGAUCUUUACAAAUAAAAAUCUGAGAAGUGUA